AUGGCCCAUGUGGCCAUGACACGGCACUUCAACACUGCCUUUGACCCAUCCAAAUCCAAUAUUCCCGCGGAGUACAACUUUGUGCAGCCGAUGCUGCUACAGAAACCUGAGCCCACUGUCACCAACGCGGAAAAUGUCGUCGUUGCCGACGUCGGGCCCUACGCGGAAUUCGACCCCACCUUCAGCCAUCCUAAGGAAUCUUACUGGCGUGGGCCGGCUCCUGAGGGAAGCUUUACGGUCGGCAACACCUACGCGCAGCGCACGCGCUUGACACCCCUGCGCGUGCCGGAGCUUGGGGCUACCGGACCCCGCAACCCGCUGGCCCGCGUCCUCUCUCCAUUCUCCAAGGAGGAAUACUACGCGGUGGAGAUGGACCUGGACUACGGUCGCGAGUGGCCUCGCAUCGUGUGGGAGAACGGCGGCCCCGUGCUACGACCUGGCUUUCUGCAGCCCUUCAUUGAUCCAGACUACCCGCCAUACUGGCUGCACCGGGGCAUAGCUCGGUUUGAGAUUUCGGCAAGCGACCGAGUCAUGCAGGCGUUUGUCGGUGCGCUGUACGUGGCUGUCUUGGCCGCCGCCUCAGCUGCGCUGUACACCUUCAAGCCCGCUCUCUUUGCCGCGGUUGUGGUCAGCUGGGCCCGCAACACGCUGUCUCUGGCCAAGUGGGCAGUGCUUCUAGGCCUAGCAGCUGCCGACCGCAUGUACCUCUACUGGGUGUUCCUGGCGGCCAAGCUGGUGGAUGGGGUGCUGGCGCGGCACCUGCCGCCGGUGCGCAAGUUCUGCUGGGCGAACUUUUUGCUGUGGGUGCUUUACCUGGCACUGUGCGCCUAUUUCCCCGUGCAUCCACGGGAAGCGUUCAUCGUCAGCCGAGCGACCCAGCGACCGAUGGACGUCGAUAGUGCGAUGUGGUGCUCUCGGCCUUCGGCGGCCACCUUGGUCAGCGCUACGCUUACAUGCACGAUACUGCAUGCAACGGACCCCGCAUUGUGCGGAAUUUAGGAAACCCUUGUAAAUACUAAGUCAUC
This is a messenger RNA of Volvox carteri f. nagariensis, 1025 nucleotides long. RefSeq lists its product as uncharacterized. The record is from RefSeq and is a predicted model, not a curated record. The transcript is spliced from 6 exons. Bases 1 to 999 code for a protein of 332 amino acids. Lineage: Eukaryota; Viridiplantae; Chlorophyta; Chlorophyceae; Chlamydomonadales; Volvocaceae.